AUGUUGUGGAGACCUAGAUUAGACAUAGUGGUUAUGUUGUGGAGACCUAGACUAGACAUUGUGGUUGUGUUGUGGAGACUAGACAUAGUGGUUAUGUUGUGGAGACCUAGAAGAGACAUAGUGGUUAUGUUGUGGGGACCUAGACUAGGCAUAGUGGUUAUGUUGUGGUGACCUAGACUAGACAUAGUGGUUAUGUUGUGGAGACUAGACAUAGUGGUUAUGUUGUGGACACCUAGACUAGACAUAGUGGUUAUGUUGUGGAGACAUAGACUAGACAUAGUGGUUAUGUUGUGGAGACUAGACAUAGUGGUUAUGUUGUGGAGACUAGACAUAGUGGUUAUGUUGUGGACACCUAGACUAGACAUAGUGGUUAUGUUAUGGAGACCUAGAUUAGACAUAGUGGUUAUGUUGUGGAGACCUAGAUUAGACAUAGUGGUUAUGUUGUGGAUACCUAGACUAGACAUAGUGGUUAUGUUGUGGAGACCUAGACUAGACAUAGUGGUUAUGUUGUGGAGACCUAGACUAGACAUAGUGGUUAUGUUGUGGAGACCUAGACAUAUUGGUUAUGUUGUGGAGACUAGACAUAGUAGUUAUGUUGUCGAGACCUAG
Coregonus sp. 'balchen' is the source of this 609-nucleotide messenger RNA. NCBI's taxonomy places the organism in Eukaryota, Metazoa, Chordata, Actinopteri, Salmoniformes, Salmonidae. The record is from the annotation of a GenBank genome assembly.